Molecule: messenger RNA, 2441 nt
Organism: Schistosoma curassoni
Lineage: Eukaryota; Metazoa; Platyhelminthes; Trematoda; Strigeidida; Schistosomatidae
Source: the annotation of a GenBank genome assembly
GACCUUGGCGGCUAUUUACAUUUCGAAGCUGAAUUGCGCUUCUCACAUCAACACUAGGAUUGUUUGCAGAAGUAAAGAGUUUUGACUUUAACAUCGUCACGAAUGCGAUUAUCGCGUAGCAAUUACUUCCUACGUCAAAAAUGCAUCAUUUUUCGUCAAAAGUGUAAAUUGACGGAGAACAGUCCCAUUCGUGUACGUUUCGCUCCAAGUCCUACAGGUUUUAUGCAUUUAGGCGGUUUACGUACUGCCUUAUUUAACAAGUUGUUUGCUGUGAAACACUCGGGGAAAUUCAUACUGCGUAUUGAAGAUACGGAUAAGUCCAGAGUUCAACCAUAUGCUAAGGACGAUAUUAUCGAGUCGCUUCACUGGUCUGGACUAACUCCUGACGAAAGUCCAACCACUGGUGGAAAUUAUGGUUCGUACAUUCAAUCGGAAAGAAAACCCCUGUAUUCAUCUAUUGCUCAAAAGUUAAUUGAUGAAGGAUUUGCUUAUCGAUGCUUCUGCUCUUCAGAACGACUAGCUAUCUUACGCAAGGAACAAAGUCGUCGUAGGGAACCUCACCGUUAUGAUAAUCGUUGCCGUAGUUUAUCUCAAAGGGAAAUCGACGAAAACUUAUCAGCUUCUCGGCCAUAUGUUAUUCGGUUCAAGAUUGAUAAUUCACCAAUAGAAGUAAAUGACAUCAUUUAUGGAAGUUCUGUCUUCAAUUCACUCAAUUCUGAAGGAGAUUUUAUCAUUGUGAAAUCCGAUGGUAUGCCUGUUUACCAUUUGGCCAACGUAAUUGAUGAUCAUUAUAUGGAAAUCAGUCAUGUUAUUAGAGGAUUUGAAUGGUUUACUUCCACGCCUAAGCAUUUGAUGCUAUACAAAGCUUUAAAUUGGUCACCUCCACAGUUUGCACAUCUUCCUCUGUUACUUUCCAGUUCAGGUGGUAAACUGUCUAAACGUAGUCCAGAAUUCUCUCUUAUCGGUAGUGUUCACAGUUUGCGUAAGGCUGGUUAUAUGCCGUCUGCCGUAUUGAAUUGGUUGACAUCCACCGGAGGUGGUGUCUGUCAUGAUGAUUCUAACGAAAAGGGCGACUUUUCGAAUAAGUGGAGGCCUGAAUUUGAAUUCUCUGAAUUAGUUUCUCGAUUCAACUUAAGUAAUAUCAAUCGUCAUAACGCUCAUUUAUCAACAGAUUUGUUAAAAAUAUGCGGCCAAUUUCAUUUUGAUAAAGCUGUAAACAAUGCAUUGGAUUAUUGUAUAAUGCAUCAAAAGCAAAGUAAUCAGACCACUUAUAAAACUCCACAAAUACUAGAAACAAUUAAAGAAUAUCUGCAGUCAAAUGUAGAAAACCUAUCGAUUGGUAAAAGUCAAUCUGCUCAAAAUGAUUUGCGUGUGUUGAAACGAUUGCAACUCUUGAAAUGUCGUAUUCACUGCUUAGAUGACUUAGUCGACCCCGAUAAUGGUUUCUUAUUUAUGUGGAAGUCUCCAGAUUUAGCUACUUGUGAAGGCGUUAUCACUAAAAUUUCUAUCAAAAUACCUUUACAAGAUAUACUCAGAUUGUUUGGAUGUUUUGUUGAAGAAAUGAAUCAUAUUCUUCAGAAAGAACAAGUGAAUGAUAGCACAGAUUUAAACUCCGAUGUGAUAACAACUUCCCUUCAGAGUGUCUGCGAACGUUCAGGAGUUGAACGUAAGACUGUAUUGCACCUAAUCAGAUUAGGCCUUAUAGGAUUCGAGGUAAGUGCUUAAAUGAUUCUUCUGUAAAAAAGCCAACUUUUUACUCUUGCGUGCAAUGAAAUAUUGAGAGUGCACUAGUUUUUCAUCCAUAAUACUUAUCAUUCGAAAUUACAUGCAGUUUUUGUGGUACGAACAUAAUAUUCAUCGCCUUAAAGUAUAGUUAUUAUCUUUUGUGUAACUGUAUGUAUACACUAUUAGGAAUUUUCGCCUACUUAUUUACCGAUGAGUCAGUAAUCUAAAGUUUGAUUGAAAUAUAGUGGUAGCCAGCAGCUAGAAACGGUAAUCAAAAUGAUGGAAUUCAUUAGAUGAUCAAACGGUCAAGUAGUUUCAAACUGGUGUUUAAAAUAACUUUUUACGACCUACUGUGAAUUAUGUAGCAUAUAUCAACUGAUUGUUUUGUCCUAAGAGAGGUUUCAUAAUAUCACGCGACCUACCGAUUGUUGGCACUAUCAAUUUAUUAUCAUUGCGAGAUGUUUGACACUAGCAAUAAGAAAUAAAUAUGUCAACGAACGACACGCAGUUGAGUUUAGUGUGUCAAUAACGAUGUUAGCCUUGGGUCAUCCCAACGUAUAAAAUUUCUAAUAAUUGCCAGUACUUCAUAAUAUAAAUUAUUACCUUUGAAUAUUCAGGUGGGGCCUCCUGUGGUCGAACUUAUUCAAUUGUUGUCCAUACCAGAAGUGACUAAUCGGAUAAACAAUCUAAAGGAUUUUCUAAUACGGAACUGUUCU